Molecule: messenger RNA, 660 nt
Organism: Nerophis lumbriciformis (worm pipefish)
Lineage: Eukaryota; Metazoa; Chordata; Actinopteri; Syngnathiformes; Syngnathidae
Source: RefSeq, a predicted model, not a curated record
AUGUGGGACCACGAGAUCCGAGCCAUGGUGAGCGCCCAUGCCAUCACUGCCUCCUCGGUGCUUGUGGCUACUGUUGCGCUUGCCAUUCUCGUCCCGGGCUUCUCUUUGUACGGCACCCACCUGCUGUGGAUCUACUCUGUGUCUGGUGCCGUUGCCGCGGUCACCGUCGCCAUCUUCUGGCUGCUGGGCAUCUCGCUCCCGACUAGGAAGCACACGCUGGGAUACAAGCUGUCCAGGCUGAUUCGAUCCUGUUUGUACUUCUUCCUGUCCUGCUUGUUCUUCCACACCUUGCUGGUCCUCUAUGGAGCGCCACUAAUUGAUUCUGCUUUGGAGACCUUCUCCCUGGCUGUGCUGCUGUCUUCUCUCACCACGCUCCGCUGUCUCUGCAUGCUCGGCCCGAACGUCCAGGCUUGGAUCCGGGUUUUCAGUCGACAUGGGGCAAUGUCUGUUUGGGACACUUGCCUCCAGAUCACAGUAGCCUUGACAGGGUUGGGAACCUGGUUUGGAGCCUUUGCGAUGCCACUGGACUGGAAUAGACCAUGGCAGGUUUGGCCUAUCUCCUGCAGCCUCGGCGCCAUGUCAGGCUUCCUCUCAGGUCUGGUGGUCGCGCCCACUUACAUCCAUUUCCAUCGCAAGCAGCUCACCUAUAAGUGUAAAUGA